Molecule: messenger RNA, 1332 nt
Organism: Mesoplodon densirostris (Blainville's beaked whale)
Lineage: Eukaryota; Metazoa; Chordata; Mammalia; Artiodactyla; Ziphiidae
Gene: DUOXA1
Product: dual oxidase maturation factor 1
Biological process (GO): protein transport
Cellular component (GO): endoplasmic reticulum membrane
Source: RefSeq, a predicted model, not a curated record
AUGGCUGCUUUGGGACACACAUUCCCCUUCUACGCUGGCCCCAAGCCGAACUUCCCAAUGGUCACCACCUUGGCCGUCAUCAUCGCUGUCUUUCUGACUUCACCGGUCACCUUCAUCAUCAUCCUGCCAGGCAUUCGGGGCAAGAUGAGGCUGUUCUGGAACCUGUGAGUAGUGACCAGCUUAUUCAUUGGGGCUGUAAUCCUGGCCAUGAAUUUCAGUUCUGAGUGGUCUGUAGGCCAGGUCAGCACCAACACAUCAUACAACGCCUUCAGUUCCGAAUGGAUCAGCACCGCUGUUGGGCUGCAGAUUGGGCUGAGAGGAGUCAACAUCACGCUCACAGGGACCCCAGUGCAGCAGCUGAACGAGACUGCGGUUUACAACAAGGAGUUCACCUGGCGCCUGGGGGAGAACUACGCCGAGGAGUAUGCAAAGGCAUUGGAGAAGGGGCUGCCAGACCCUGUGCUCUACCUGGCCGAGAAGUUCACCCCACACAGCCCAUGUGGCCUGCACGGCCAGUACCACCUGGCGGGACACUACACCUCGGCCACACUGUGGGUGGCAUUCCUCUGCUGGCUGCUGGCGGAUGUGAUGCUGUCCAUGCCUGUGCUGGUCUAUGGUGGCCACGUGCUGCUGGCCACGGGUGUCUUCCAGCUGUUGGGACUGCUCUUCUUCUCCACGGCCAUGUCACUCACCCCGCCCUGUCCCCUACGCUUGGGCACUGCCACACUGCACACUCACCGUGGGCCUGCCUUCUGGAUCACAUUGACCACAGGACUGCUCUGUGUGCUGCUGGGCCUGGCCAUGGUGGUGGCCCACAGGCUGCAGGCUUCCUUCAGCCAGUGUGGAGAGGACCCUGUCCUGGAGUGGGAUCCUGAGGAAGGGCGACCCCUGAGCCCUCGCUACAGGUGCACAGCUGAGAGUCCCGAGCCCCAGGACAUUCCUCUGUCAGAGGCUUCCUCUGAGCCCCCUCAGCUGGGCCAGCAGAGGGGGAUCCCACAGGGCCAGCGGGGGUGGAGGUGCGGGGGAAUGACCUGCCUGGUCACUGCUACCAUCCACUUGGAGCAGCUCAGGAAGAUGCAGGCUCCGAUUGGUUCUUCUCUGGGCUCACUAGAGGGCACCCUCUCCCAGACCCUUUCCCCGGUUACUCUGCAUUCUUCAGACACAGAGAAUCCGGCGUCUGUGGCAAAGCAGAGAAAGAGUGCGGCACAUCUGAGGCCACCGGCCUUUCACCGCCACGCCCCCAGCGCAGUGCCCUCCCGGAGCUCCCCAGGCCCGGUGGGCACUGCUCCCCAGCCUGCGGGGGACCAAGGCAGAGUAGGAGUCCGAGGUUGA